Brienomyrus brachyistius is the source of this 2823-nucleotide messenger RNA. Its product is annotated as PRELI domain-containing protein 2-like. The record is from RefSeq and is a predicted model, not a curated record. The coding region runs from base 208 to 738 and encodes 176 amino acids. Gene Ontology annotation, cellular component: mitochondrial intermembrane space. Lineage: Eukaryota; Metazoa; Chordata; Actinopteri; Osteoglossiformes; Mormyridae. Gene Ontology annotation, biological process: phospholipid transport. Gene Ontology annotation, molecular function: phosphatidic acid transfer activity. The transcript is spliced from 6 exons.
CAAUAAAAGCCACAUUCUUGCAAGCUUGGAUUGAACUACAAAUACGUGAUGGGUCCCGAGUGGUCAGAUCACGCGAGAUUUUAGGAGAACUUGGUCUGGCGUUUUUCUGUGGCAAGUUUACGUUACAAAGCCAAUACUUUCGAUAUUACACGUUUCUGGAUAUAUGUAAGAAAUUAUUAGAGUUGCUCCUAUAAUUAAUAUGCAAAAAUGGUUAUUACGAUCGAAAUAAGGAAAAUGUACAGAUACCCAUUUGAGCGCGUGGUAGACAUGCAUCUGAACAAGUACCCGACACCUCUCGAGGAGGAUGUGAGAGGCAUCAAGACGGUGGAGGAGAAAAGAGAUCAUGUGUCCGGGGUUGUUUACAGAAAGAGGAUAGCGGUCUGCAACAACGUACUCCCCAGCAUCCUCAGAAAGGUGACGGUGAUGAACGUCGAUGACGUCUUUCUGGAAGAGGAGUCCUGGCUGGACCUGAAGCAGAAGACCAUGAACAUCAAGAGCCGCUGCCUGACCUGGACUCAGUUUGCGACCUUGCAGGAGGUGUCCGUUUUCAAGGAGAGCCCAGCAAACCCCAACUGGACGGAGUUCUUCCAGAAAGGCAGUGUUACCGUGACGGGGGUGGGACGACUCAACAGGCUGUUUGAGCUCUUUGCUCAGUCCUUCUUCAGCAAAGGAGUACAGAAGAGCGUUCACAUCAUGGAAACCAUCCUGGAGCAGAAAUUUGGGCGUCCAUAUUCCUGAGAUGCUGCCAUUUGUGAGCCAACGUCUCCCGUUCCACGAAGAGGGUCUCUUAAGAAGAAUCGCCUGUUCAGUUUUUAAACGAUGCUGACGUACGAUGUCACUGAUCUCGAGUUGGGGAAUUUUUUACCACAAGCCGUGUGUCUGAUGAAUAUGCAGCCAUUUUCUCACAGACGCAGCUGCUCUGCCUUUAUGGACGUUAAUGUUUUCCAGGUGUGUUUGGUGUGUUUUCUGCAGUCACACGUUUGCUAGCACCUUUCGCUAAUCUUAUCCAAAUAAAAACGUGUACAUAUACAUAUUUACACAUUUAAAAGUUAUACUAGUUUCACUAGUAUUCCCUAUAACUGUUAAUCUGCUAAAGAAAUUGAAAUGAACCGAUGGCCACUGUGUCACAGUCCGAGGUUCCCAUAGUCCCACGGGACAUAGAAGGUGAAUUCAACACUGGUGUUCAAGUUAAAAUAAUGAAGAAAUGCAGCUGUUUGUUCAAUGAAUAACUGAAGAUUCUCAACCAGAUUUAUGGGAAGCCUUCAGAGUUAAAUCAGCGACAUAUUCUAGUGCACUUAGAAACGGCAACAACCGAAAUUUUAAAGUCACUUCAGUCUAAUCUUGAUGCCUUUCAUCAAACCUUUGUUUUUUACCUUGACCAAACAAUCAUUUAUUGUACAAUAAUGUUCAAAAUAUUGAAAUGAGGAAUUUCAUUUGCCAAAUUACUGUGUAUAUAACUACUGGGUAUUAAACGACCAUGUUGUACUUGUAAUUUAGAAUGAGACCUUAGCACUCAUGUGCAAUGUGAUUCUUUUUAUUGGUUUUAUAUGUGAAAUACUGAGAUGUUUUCAACUGAAAAGGUGUUUUCGUUUCCUGUCAGAUUCUCUCUGGUGUUCAGAACACAGUGUUGACCUGAAUGUAUAACCAAUCACACGAUUAUAUAUAUUUUAUGUUGGAUCGGAUAGACAUUGUUUACCAGAGCAGAGGCUCAUGACCGGGGGAGGGACCCUGAGCUGAGGCGCUCAUUUUACUCCGCGUUGGUGACCAGUGCUGCCUCCCAGUUACUGGUUAUUGCUCAUGCACAUCCCUCCGGUUACAGGGUAGCUCUCACACUAAUCCUGCCUUUUACUGGUUAGCUCUCACAUGCAUCCUGGUGGUCACUGGAUAUCUCACACACAUCCUGCCAGUCGGCUUCCGCUGGCGGUGUUUCCACAUGACGCCACAUGACGUUUGACGUGAACGGCCAGCGCCGUUCCUCUUCAGCUGUGAGCCGAGCCAUGGUCCUAACAAAGGGGAGCCUGGGCGUCCUUCUGCCGGGGAGGUGUGGCCUCCUUCCUGUAGCGUGAUGUCACAUGGGGACACCGGUCCCAUGGUCAUUGCGAGACUCAUGCUGAACGUAGGCGAGGUUGAUGGUGAUCAGGGAUGACAGCACAGUCUGUAACCUUCCACGGGGGAUUUUAUAUGUCUUCGUGUCUGUCACUUAUUAUCAAACUGCAGCCUAGGGGGAGUGAGGAAGUCGUGUGCAACAGCUAUGCUAUUGCUGUUUGUUUACCACUGUUUGGGACGAUUCAUCAGCCCACUUUUUAAAGGCUCACGUGCAAGCUGGGCAGCUUUAUUAACCAUUACGAUUUGCUAGCAGCAUUAUACGGUCUGACGCUUGACACGAGGAGGGUGAAGAGGAUACCUCACCAAACCCGGGCUGUAGCCACCAAGGCUUCUGGGUGCCGAAAUGGUGCGACCAUCGUUUGGCUGCCGGAUGGAUGGCUGCCCGGUGCUCAGACCUCAGGCUUUGCUCUCGUCUGUCUGUCUGUCUGUCUGUCUGUCUGUCUCUCAUAGGACGGCAAGAUGAAAUCUAUGAUAGCCAAAGAAUUCCUGCACACCUGCACAAAUACAUGAUUUGUUUAUUUCCACUGCAGCAUAUCAAGUGGUAUUAAAAUCAGCGGAUUGUCUGACCUCAGCAUUAUAUACAGGCUUGAAAUAAGGGAGUGAGAUCCCUAAGAAACCAUCAGGUUCUGAACCGCAUCUGUUUCUACGUUCUUAGGUUUAAUUGUCUAUAACACGCAUCAUUGUUGAAGCAAUUUUUAAAUAAAGAGCAUGAUUAUA